Molecule: messenger RNA, 1836 nt
Organism: Aspergillus homomorphus CBS 101889
Lineage: Eukaryota; Fungi; Ascomycota; Eurotiomycetes; Eurotiales; Aspergillaceae
Product: FAD binding domain protein
Exons: 6
Coding region: 1-1836 (611 amino acids)
Molecular function (GO): FAD binding
Source: RefSeq, a predicted model, not a curated record
AUGGCAAACGACCACUCCUACACGGAUCUGUUGAUUAUCGGCGCCGGCCCGGCAGGGCUGAUGGCAGCCUGCUGGGCGGCACAAUUCCACAUGAAGACGCGAAUCAUUGAUCAGAAGAGUGGACGCACACCGACCGGGCAUGCCGAUGGGUUGCAGAGUCGCACGUUGGAGAUCUUGGACAGUUUUGGGAUUGUUGAUCCGAUUUUGCGGAAGGGGGUGCCGCAUACGGAGAUGGCGUAUUGGGCACUCAAUGAGAGCACGGGGCGUAUCGAGCGGCUUAAGACGAGUGCUUCGUUGCCUGGGAGCUCGGUGUAUGAUCAGUAUCUACUUAAUCAGGGGGCCACGGAGCAAGUGCUCCUGGACUCGCUUAAUGAGUCGGGAGUCAAGGUUGAGUAUGGUUGCAGAGCGGAGAAUUUGACCGUCUCUGACUCCGAAUCCGAGACGGAUUACAAGGUGGCUGUCGAAGUCGCGUCGGCUAAGGCGCCCGAUGGGACCGAUGGGUUGCAAGAUAGGAAGACGAUCCGUGCUCGCUAUCUGAUCGCAUGUGAUGGCGCACGUGGCUGGACCAGGAAUCAAUUGAAUGUCCCCGUCGACAAGAAUCUGGGCGAAUCGACGUGGGCGGUCUUUGACAUCGCUCCUAUCACGGAUUUCCCGGACAUCCGCCAGUCAUGCGCGAUCAGCUCGGGGGACCGUGGCAGUAUAAUGACCGCACCGAGAGAGAACCGACUGGUUCGAUUCUACAUACAUCCCAAGGGUGACAGAGAACUGUGCGAUGACAAGAAUUCCUCGUCGAACCAAACGCUUGAGGAGCUGGUCAGAACCGCAGAGUCUUUGAUGGCCCCUUACCAAUUGAGGUACAAGUACUGUGACUGGUGGUCCAUGUACUCGAUCAAGCAGCAGCUUGUGAAGCACCUACGACCCCACAACAGAAUCUUCCUGGCCGGUGAUGCUGCCCACACCCACUCCCCGAAGGCUGGCCAGGGAAUGAAUGUAUCAAUGCAGGACACAUACAACCUGGUCUGGAAGUUGGGUGCGGUCAUCACCGGGGUCGCGGAUCCGAAGAUUCUAGAUACAUAUGAGUCCGAACGAGGACCGGUCGCGGCUGAGCUGCUGAGAUUGGAUGUCGACUUGGUCGGAGCGUACGAGAAAGAUACAGGUGCCUCGAAUGGGGUGGAGUCUGUUCGAGACCAGUAUUCCGAGUUUAUCUCCGGACUGGGCGUGACCUACAGUUCAAACGCCCUAAUUUCCGACCAGUCACCUAAAGGCCCGGCAAAGAACAUUCGAGUGGGCAGACGACUCGACCCGUUCUCCGUGGUCAAUCACGCGGAAGGUAACUCGACCUACCUGACGAGCAGGCUUCGAAGUGACGGGUCUUGGAGGUUGCUGGUCUUCGCAGGAGACCUCCGUCAAGCCGACUCUCGCUUCCGGUUGGAUUCGUUCGCCCAAAGCUUCAGCAAGCGGCCGUUCCUGUUACGGAUGCAUCGGGAAAGAUAUGGGUCCCGCGAUGGCUGGCUUCUGGAGACGAUCCUCAUACACGCCAGUCCAAGGACUGCGGUUGAACUCCUUGAUCUACCGGAGAUAUUUCACCCGUUUGACGAUACGUGGGGAUGGGACUACACGAGGGUAUUCGCGGACAAUGGCUCUGGGCAAGGACGCGGUGGUGCAUACGAGGGUUACGGCGUUGACACGGAGACCGGCUGUGUGGUACUUUGCCGCCCCGAUCAACAUGUUGCGUGGAUUGGGGACAUGGAUCAAACAGCUGAUCUCGAUAGUUACUUUUCCAGCUUCGUGAGGGACGGAUCGCGCGAGACGAACGGAGUUGCACUGGCGUCAUGA